Molecule: messenger RNA, 1883 nt
Organism: Urocitellus parryii (Arctic ground squirrel)
Lineage: Eukaryota; Metazoa; Chordata; Mammalia; Rodentia; Sciuridae
Source: RefSeq, a predicted model, not a curated record
GGCUSGCUCCUGUUCSUUAGUCUCUGGACCCACYGGCAGGGCUGAGCCGCCUUUUGGAAGGUCAGCUGCGGUCAGCGGCGGUGAAAGCUGCCUGGGAGGUCACCGCUUUCAAGGCUCUCGCUCUCUGCUCUUCUGCAGCCCCGAGCUUUUGCGAGGGCUGCUGGCGCCCAGAUCUCAGAACAGAAGCCAUGGCGAAGUCCAGGGGCCGGGGCCGUCUGUACCUUUGGAUGUCUUUGAUUGCCCUGCUGGCAUCUUUUCUGGUGGGCUUUCUGGUGGGCUGGUUUUUUAAGCCUCUCAAAGAAACAAUCUGUGUACCACACCAUGGUCAAAGUAUACAAGGGAAACUGUUGUCAGAAAUGAAAGCUGAAAACAUUAGAUCAUUUCUUCGAAGUUUUAGAAUGGUAUUCAAAACAUCAUAUCUUGAACCACCUCCAGAUGGAUAUGAGACUGUGACAAAUAUUGUACCUCCCUAUAAUGCUUUCUCAGCCCAAGGCAUGCCAGAGGGAGAUCUCGUAUAUGUGAACUAUGCUCGUACUGAAGACUUUUUCAAACUAGAAAGAGAGAUGAAUAUUAACUGCACUGGAAAGAUUGUUAUUGCAAGAUAUGAGAAGAUCUUCAGAGGAAAUAAAGUUAAAAAUGCCAUGUUAGCAGGAGCCAUAGGAAUCAUCUUGUACUCAGAUCCAGCUGACUACUUUGCCCCUGGGGUACAGCCAUAUCCCAAAGGCUGGAACCUUCCUGGAACUGCAGUGCAGAGAGGAAAUGUGUUAAAUUUGAAUGGUGCUGGUGACCCUCUCACWCCAGGCUAUCCAGCAAAAGAUUAUACUUUCAGACUAAAUAUUGAAGAAGGAGUUGGAAUCCCGAAAAUACCUGUACAUCCUAUUGGACAUAAUGAUGCAGAAAUAUUACUACGGAAAGUUAGAAUGCAAGCUCAUAACACCAAUAAAAUUACAAGGAUUUACAAUGUAAUUGGAACUAUUAGAGGAUCUGUCGAACCUGGCAAUUAUACUCUCAGAGUUGACUGUACACCCCUUCUUUACCAGUUGAUGUACAAACUGACAAAAGAGAUGUCUAGCCCAGAUGAUGGUUUUGAGAGUAAAUCACUUUAUGAAAGCUGGUUGGAAAAAGACCCUUCACCUGAAAAUAAAGAGCAUCCAAGAAUCAACAAGCUGGGAUCUGGAAGUGAUUUUGAAGCUUAUUUUCAGAGACUUGGAAUUGCUUCAGGCAGAGUUCAUUACACCAAGAACAGGAAAACAGAUAAAUACAGCAGCUACCCUGUAUAUCACACAAUUUAUGAAACAUUUGAAUUAGUAGAGAAUUUUUAUUACCCCACAUUUAAGAAACAGCUCUCUGUGGCUCAAUUACGAGGAGCACUGGUAUAAGAGCUUGCAGAAUCUAUAAUCAUUCCUUUCAAUAUUCAAGACUAUGGAACAGCUUUGGAAAACUAUGCAGCAAGUAUCUUCAAUUUAUCCAAGAAAUAUGACCAGCAAUUGAAAGAUGAGGGGGUAUCAUUUGACCCUGACUCCUUGUUUUCUGCUGUAAAAAACUUCUCAGAGGCUGCUUCAGAUUUUCAUAGAAGACUUACAGAAGUUGAUCUUAAUAAUCCCAUUGCAGUGAGAAUUAUGAAUGACCAAUUGAUGCUUCUGGAAAGAGCAUUCAUUCAUCCCCUUGGUUUACCAGGGAGACAGUUCUAUAGGCACAUCAUUUUUGCUCCAAGUAGCCACAACAAAUAUGCUGGAGAAUCAUUUCCUGGGGUUUAUGAUGCUAUGUUUGAUAUUGAUAAUAAAGCAGACCCUCAUUUGGCCUGGGCAAAAGUAAAGAAACAUAUUUCUAUUGCAGUUUUCACAAUUCAAGCAGCAGCAGGAACACUGAAAGAAGUGUUAUAA